Messenger RNA from Stylophora pistillata, 4372 nucleotides. RefSeq names its product cytochrome P450 3A24. The record is from RefSeq and is a predicted model, not a curated record. Gene Ontology annotation, molecular function: iron ion binding; steroid hydroxylase activity; heme binding. NCBI's taxonomy places the organism in Eukaryota, Metazoa, Cnidaria, Anthozoa, Scleractinia, Pocilloporidae.
GUUCAAUUUUUUCUUUUUUACGCACAUUGGCUCAAAAAUUUUUACCGUUUUUCUGCAAACAGUAAGCCUCAUCGAGACUCUCCUAUGAUACCCGAUUCUGCUACGAAGCAAGUCUCUUCGGGAAAAAGAAAGUCUUGGUUCAGCGUGAUUUAUAUUUUCGUCAGAUUUUUUUUUCGAAACUAUCUUAAAAAUUUUCCAUCGCUUAGACUUUUUGGGAAACAAACAAAACAGCUUUAUUGCGUGACCUCAGCAUUAGAUAUGCAAUUAAAUUUAGAUUAUUCUUUACAUAUUCAAAUGAUGCAAGACGACAAAACCUUGAGCGAAAGAAAAAUAGUCCUGCGAUGAAGGAGCAUUAAGCUUCAGCGCGUCAUCAAGUGCGGAGAGGAGACAUUUUUGUACGGAGAGGAGACUUUUGUCAAGAUAGGACUGGUAAAUAGAGAAGGGAAAGUUUCAGAUUAAAACUUGACCUGCUCAAUUAACGAAGUUAGAACGCGGAUGGCGGAUUUUCUUCAAAUCAUAUAUCAGCUUGAGAAAGAUCACUGGUUUGGACUUUUAUUGGGAUUUCUGGUUGUGCUGCUUUAUUGGUUCUGUGUCGCACCAUUUUCUGUGUUUAAGAAACUUGGAAUUAAUGGACCGAAACCAAUUCCGUUUUUCGGAAACUCAUGGGGGAGCACUUUGAAUCGAAACAACCGUCCCAAAAUUCACCAAGAAUGGUGCAAAAAGUAUGGUAAGGUGUUCGGAAUGUAUCUUUUCCGCCAGCCUUUUCUGGUUGUUGCUGACCCAGACAUGAUCAGAGAGAUCCUUGUGAAAGAUUUUCGUAAAUUUCACGAUAGAAAGACUGUUAUAGAAUUUCCAAAGCCUUAUGACAAAAUGUUAACCAAUGUAUCCGGUCAGAAGUGGAAGGAUAUUCGCAACACUCUGACACCAACAUUCAGUGCAUCCAAAAUGAAACAGAUGAUGACUUUUAUGAAUGAAGCACUGGACACUCUAAUGGAGAAAGUGGAUAGAAUUUCGAAAACAGGAGAGAUAGUAGAUUUUCAUCGGUGGCUUCAGAGUCUUACCAUGGAAGUAAUUUUGUCAACAGCAUUUGGAGUCAAAGCAGAAACGCAAACUGUUGAAAACGAUUCAAUCACUGAACUAGCAAAGAAGGCCAUGGCUCCACAUCCUUUCAUUGGAAUUAUGCUGCUAAUGCCGUUCGGAGACCGUUUACUUAAGUACUUUCCGGACCCGCUUGAUUUUAACAAGAUUGGUUCCGUCGCAGCCAGUAUCAUCGCAGAGAGGACAAAAGGAAAAAGCAACGUGCGCAAAGACCUCCUCCAACUGAUGUUGGAUGCAAAAGAUGAAACAGAAGGGGGGAAAAUUGACAACGAAGAUAUCCAAGCCCAAAGUGUCGUGUUCCUUCUCGCUGGAUAUGAAACUUCCAGUACCACCGUGGGGUUUGUUUGUUAUCACCUUGCCAUUGAGACACAUGUGCAAGUCAAACUGAGGGACGAAAUUGAUCGUAUGUGGCCUGAAGACGAGGUAUCUCCUUCGUAUGAUGUCCUUCAUAAGAUGGAGUACCUCGACAUGGUUAUCAAAGAAGCACUCCGAAUGUAUCCACCAGCUUUCACGCUUCAAAGAGAAUGUAAAGAGAAUUGUACUAUAAAAGGGGUUACAAUUCCAGAAGGAAUAGGAAUAUUAAUUCCAUCCUAUGCCAUUCAUCAUGACCCAGAGACCUACCCGGAUCCAGAAAAAUUUGAUCCAGAAAGAUUCACUGAAGCAGAGAAAGCUAGGCGUCAUCCCUACACAUAUAUGCCGUUUGGUCACGGUCCCCACAAUUGUGUCGGUAUGCGAUUUGCUUUGGUGGAAAUUAAGCUGACCCUGGUGAGAUUACUGAAGAAGUACAAGCUGGAGCGCACCGAGAAAACAGCAUUAUGCAUGCAACCUCGGCUAUAUAAACAACAGACCUGCGCUUGCAACGAGCCAACAGCAGCAACAGACUUAUACGCUACAGAUUACUUCACUUCACGCGAAGUAGCACCGAGAAGACCUAGAAAACGUGAAAAGACAAGGGAAAUAUACAGAUUUUACCAUAGCCAGCAGCCGACCUCCCAAAAACAAUUAUUCAGCUGUAAUUAUUUCACCUUCACGCAAACCACAGCAAAGAUGGCGGAGUUUUUGCAAACAAUACUUCAGUUUGAGAAGGAUCACUGGGUGGCACUCCUAGUUGGGUUUCUAGUAGUUUUGUUUUACUGGUACUGUGUGGCCCCAUUCACUGUGUUCAUGAAACUCGGAAUCAAAGGACCAAGACCACUUCCUUUCUUUGGGAACUCAUUGAGGAACCUUUUUGAUCCAAACGUUCUCCCAAAACUUCAUGUGGAAUGGUACAAGAAGUAUGGCAAGGUGUUUGGGAUAUAUUUUUUCCGUCAGCAUAUGCUAAUGGUUGCUGAUCCAGACAUGCUUAAAGACAUUCUAGUGAAAGAUUUCUCUAAAUUCCAUGACAGAAAGCCCAUUGUAGAGAUUCCAAAGCCUUAUGACAAAAUGUUAACCAUUGCAUCUGGUCAGAAGUGGAAGGAUAUUCGCAACACCCUGACACCAACAUUCAGUGCAUCUAAAAUGAAACUGAUGAUGACUUUUAUGAAUCAAGCUUUGGAUACCUUUGUGUCGAAAGUGGACAACAUAUCCAAGACUGGAGAGACUGUGGAUUUCCACAGGUGGCUUCAGAGUCUAACCAUGGAGGUCAUUUUGUCGACAGCAUUUGGAGUCAAAGCUGAAACACAAACUGUUGAAAAUGAUCCAAUCACUGAAUUAGCUAAAAAGGCCAUGGCUCCACACCCUCUUGUUGCCUUCGUGUUGCUUUUACCGUUUGGAGACCGUUUGUUCAAGUACCUUCCAGACCCUCUUGAUUUUGAUAAGAUUGGGUCUGUAGCAGCCAACAUUAUUGCUGAGCGGACUAAAGCAAAUGGAAAUGGCAGUGGACAACGAAAAGACAUGCUUCAAAUGAUGCUGGAUGCAAAAGAAGAAACAGGAGGAGAAAAAAUUGACAAUGAAGACAUUCAGGCUCAAAGUGUCGUAUUCCUUCUCGCUGGAUAUGAAACGUCCAGUACCACCCUGGGGUUUGUUUGUUAUCACCUCGCCUUUGAUUCGCACGUGCAAGACAAACUGCGAGACGAGAUUGACCGUAUGUGGCCUGGGAACGAGGCGUCGCCGUCGUAUGACGUCCUUCACAGGAUGGAAUACCUUGACAUGGUUAUCAAUGAAGCACUCAGAAUGUAUCCACCAGGAUUUGCAAUCCAGAGGGACUGCAACGAGACCUGUACUAUCAAAGGAGUUACAAUUCCACAGGGAAUGCCGAUCUUGGUUCCAUGUUACGCCAUUCAUCAUGAUCCAGAAAUUUAUCCAGAUCCUGAAAAGUUCGAUCCAGAGAGAUUCACCGAGGCAGAGAAAGCAAAGCGUCAUCCGUACACAUAUUUGCCGUUUGGCCACGGUCCACACAACUGUGUCGGUAUGCGAUUUGCUUUGCUGGAGAUCAAGCUGACCCUAGUGAGAUUAUUAAAGAAGUAUAAGCUGGAACGGACCGAGAAAACAGCGGUUCCGUUGGGCUAUGUUGUUGGAUCUGUUCUUACCUGCCCUCCAGGAAAGAUAUUGCUUAAAGUUUCACCCAGAGACUAAAUCAAGAGGAUGUAAUUAACAAUACUUUUCAAAUAAAUAUAUAUAUAUAUAUAUAUGUUUUUGGACUGAUAUCUAACGUCCAAUUUCACUGUUACCUUUGUUACAUAUUAGCAUAUUACUGAACUAUUGAUACAGUAAAUUCCUUAGAAAUUCUUCAAUUUUGGCAAGUAGAAUAUAGCGAAUGUAUAGGGAAUAGGGAAUUUUUUCAAAGCUAAAUAUUUGUCACGGAAUAGUAUUUCUGUUUGCCUAUAGCUGAGAUUUUGUGUUCUAGCUUUGUUCUAGCUUUGUUUUUUACUUUGUUCUAGCUAUUGACGUGAGCUAUUUCUGCUCAUGUUGAGAUAAACGUCAUCUAAGGUUUUCUAUCUAGUUGAGGAAGUCAGUUUUCUUUUAAUUUUUGUGUACUUAAAGGCUCAUCGCAGUUUAUUCUUAAAAACAACGUAAACUCGUGUAUUUUAGAUUGACAAGUUAUCGUGUAGCAUGGCUAUAGUAUUUUUCUCUGUAGUUUGACUUAUACAGUAAAACAUAUACCUUGAAAAGAAAUUUUUAUCAGUGAUAGAAUUGUAACGCGUAGUUUUCUGUUGAUUUAUUGUGACACCGUAGUAACUGAACAGAGAGCAGGUCUCUAUCAUUUAUGAAUCCAAAUGUAAAAUUUUAAUUUUAAAAUUUUAAUUUUAAAAGAUCUCAUUUUUAGCACCAAUAAACUGCUCAACAAAGAAACGAA